This is a messenger RNA of Vitis vinifera (wine grape), 1378 nucleotides long. Its product is annotated as GDSL esterase/lipase At3g48460. The transcript has 2 exons. Lineage: Eukaryota; Viridiplantae; Streptophyta; Magnoliopsida; Vitales; Vitaceae. The coding region runs from base 1 to 1155 and encodes 384 amino acids. The record is from RefSeq and is a predicted model, not a curated record. Gene Ontology annotation, molecular function: hydrolase activity, acting on ester bonds.
AUGGCUUCCUCUUUCAAAUUGUUCUCUUCUCUGAGUUCUCUCACCACCAUCCUCAUCCUCAUCCUAUUGUCCUCCUUAUGUACUGCUUCUACUGCUCCAACUGGGACUAAUUCACCUCCCUUCAAGAGGAUCUAUGCCUUUGGAGACUCAUACACUGACACAGGCAACACAAGGUCAGCCACUGGCCCAAAUGCUUUCACCUAUGUAUCAAACCUCCCAUAUGGCAGCACCUUCUUUCAUCACCCCACCAACCGAUACUCCGAUGGAAGGCUAGUGAUCGACUUUGUUGCUCAGGCGCUGUCUUUGCCCUUCUUGCCACCUUACCGCAGCCAGAAGGCCAAUACAUCCACUGGUGUGAACUUUGCGGUUGCAGGGUCUACCGCUAUACCCCAUGAGUUCUUCGUGAAGAACAACCUAACUCUUGAUAUCACUCCUCAGUCAAUCCAAACUCAGCUCAUUUGGUUCAAUGAGUUCUUGGAGAAGCAAGGAUGCAGAGGGGCCACCAAAAACUCUGGUUGCACAUUUGAUGAUACAUUGUUCUGGGUUGGAGAGAUCGGAGCCAAUGACUAUGCAUACACUGUUGGAUCUUCUGUGCCAGGCAGCACCAUUCAGGAGCUUGGUAUCAAGAGUAUUACCAGCUUCCUACAGGCAUUGCUGAAGAAAGGUGUGAAGUACCUUGUGGUCCAAGGUCUGCCACCAACUGGAUGUCUCACACUGGCCUUGACACUGGCUCCUGAUGAUGACAGAGAUGCAAUAGGGUGUGUUGGGAGUGUGAACAAGCAGAGCUACAGCCACAACACCAUCCUCCAAGCCAAGCUUCAUGAUCUCAGGGUACAAUUUCCCCAUGCUGUCAUUGUUUAUGCUGAUUACUGGAAUGCCUACCACACCAUCAUGAAGAAUGGAGACAGGUAUGGUUUCAAGGAGCCAUUCAAAACUUGCUGUGGAUCUGGUGGUGACCCCUAUAAUUUUGAUGUGUUUGCCACCUGUGGCUCAUCUUCUGCAAGUGCUUGUCCAAAUCCUUCCCAGUACAUCAAUUGGGAUGGAGUUCACCUCACAGAGGCCAUGUAUAAGGUGGUUGCUAAUUCGUUUCUCCACGGUGGAUUCUGUCACCCUCCAUUUGAUUACUUGUUAAGCAGGAAACAGCAUUUGGGAUGAACCUUUCAGCACUGUUGGAUUAAGAAGCAACCUUGUCACUGUGAACUUUGUCGGAUAGUAGAACUAAUCCCAUCUUGCUUUGUUCUGCUGCUGGUUGUUAAGCUAAUAGUUUGAUAUUGAGGACCCAGAUAUGCAUAUACUAUGAUGUUGAGCUAGUACUUUUAUAUCAGGAAUUCACAUUACAUAUAAAUACAUGCUAUGAUAGAAGCAGUACUUUGAAGUU